GCUUCAGCAGUCAGUUUGACGUGCGGACUUCUCCAAGUCGGUAGUGCGAGAUCAUCUGCUGCGUUUUCUACUUUUACUGCCACUCGAAAAGGUUCAGAAGGUUGAUCAUGGGAAACAGGUUCAGCAGAAGGCGAGACACACCAGCCGGCAGUGGUGAAACUGCUGCCACUGAACAGAAGGCUGCAGAGGAGCCAGCAGCUCCUCAACCAGCAGAAGAGUCUGGGAUAACAACGACCCAGGAGGCUGUUGAGACAGAGAAUCUAGAUGUGGUGGUGGGUGAGCCAGUGACACCAGUGGCCUGUUUACCCUCCGAAGAAUGUGUAUCAGAGUGUAAAGAGGUAGAGGCCCCUGCUGUCUCAGCCACACUAAAUGAUGCUGAACCAGAGCCCGUGGCAAAGGAAACCCCAGCUCCAUCCCAACCUGAGCUUCUGGUAUCAGUCAGUGAACCAUCACCUCCAGAAUCGGAACCUGUUGCAGAACCAAAACUAGUUGCUGAAGCUCAGCGCGCCCCAGAACCAGUCCCAGAAACUGUUCCUGAACCAGAGCCUACCUCAAAUCCAGAAGCAGAAGCUGAGGCUGAAGCUGUACCUGAACCCAUCUCAGAGGCAGAACCAGUCCUAACUGAGGCUCUGGAGCAGCAUGCAGACAUGCUUACCCAAGAGUCUCUCCCUGAGCCAGAGCUUUCUUCACCCCCUUUAAUCGACCUGGGUGUCCCUGAUGUCACUCCUCAACCUGUUAACACUUCUCCCUCCCCAGCUCCCAUCUCUGACCCAGACAAUGCAAACGAGCCCUCAGACAUCCCAGUGACUGAGGAAUGUGAAGGCAGCGCUGAGGCUGCUGAGAGUUCCACGUUUGAGCCGGAAAAGCCUGAGGAAACAACAGAAUCUCUGGAAAAACCGAUGGAGGUGGAGGCUGCAGAGAAUUUGGAGCAGCUUGUAAGUGAUGUCAAUGAGGAAAGCAUUAGCGGACUUCUACAGAAUUUAGAGCUGAAAGGAAAUGACCUUGUUGCUGACCUCAUUCCCAGUGAUGUCAAGAUCCCUGAUGACACUCCAAUCACAGACAUAAGCACGUCUACUGAGCUGAUGUGAAUCCACUGAUGAGAAUUCAUGAAAUAAGUGAAUGGAUAUUUUUCUGUGAAACCUUCUUUACCUUUUACAUGACUUGUGAAAGAAUAACAGAUACAAUGUUUUUUUUUCCCCUCACUUGUGUGGCCGAACUGCUUUUUUUCCUCAUUCAAAAUGAACCAAAUGUGCCAAAUGGACUCUGGAACAAACUGCUGUCUUGACAGUUUUCACCCAAAACUAAAUAUUGAUACAUUCAUGUUUUUUAAUACUUAUACAGCCAUAUUUUGUGUGUGGGUGAUGAGUAAAGGAGCUUAAACAGGACAGGGGACAUUAGUGUACUUCAGUGUAUUGAUGGACAGCAGAGAUCUUCCUCUAUGCAAAUUCACCAAGCAAGAAUUUAAAUGUAUUUCUCGUAGUGACUUUAAAAAAAAAAAGGUACCAUUGCUAUAUCACAACCUGAUAGAGAAAAAGACUAUGGGGAGUAUUUGGGGAUAUGGGGGCAUUUUGAUUUAGUGUAAAGGGAAAAGUAAGAACUUUUUAAAGUGGAUAACUAUAAGUUAGUGUAAAAUGACAGGCAAGGGACAGUAGCAAUGCAACCAAAGAUUGAGACCAUAUAUGCAUAUGAUGAUAUAGAGGGAUACAAGUAUCCAAUAGACAUUUAUGCUUUAACAUACUCAUGUUUGGACUUUGCAAUAACAGGAGUGGUCAUCUCCUUAUUGUAUUUUCAGUAUAAUAAUGUGAUUUUUUGAAAUGGAAGUAGUGGCUUGCUUGUAAAAAUAAAAAUAUUAUUC
Molecule: messenger RNA, 1855 nt
Organism: Seriola dumerili (greater amberjack)
Lineage: Eukaryota; Metazoa; Chordata; Actinopteri; Carangiformes; Carangidae
Product: cell surface glycoprotein 1-like
Exons: 2
Coding region: 108-1088 (326 amino acids)
Source: RefSeq, a predicted model, not a curated record